AUGGAGAGCCCAUUGCCUUCAAAGCCUGCUAUUCACCCCGUCCUCCCAGUGGUCGUCGCGCAGUCGAAGCGCUGCGUUCACCCCCCGGUGGCCCGACGGGCGGCAGCGGCUGUUUUUCUCUUCUCGCCUUGGUGGUUUUCGCUUCGGCAUCGUGGACAGCUUCGGCGCUGCAAUUCUGUCCGUGGUGCGAUUUGCCGCGCUACGACUGCCAGUGUCCAGGUCGUACACCAACACCGGGGUGCGUUUUAUGUGCGAGGACGGCAGAGCGGGAAGUAUUUGGGAGCCACCCAUGAUGGUCACGUGAUCCACGAUGACAUCCCCACAGACUUUCACUUGUUCGUGCUGGUCCCAGGGAUGGAUGUCUUCACUGGCUACGUGAAGUUGUAUCACUUAGCCUCGGACCGCAGCAUUUUCAUAACGCAAGACGGACUGCUGGGCUGCUACCACGGCGAUUUCGAAGAACACUGGUGGAAGAUGCUGGAGAGAGAUGACAAAGGAAGUUUCUCGCUGGUGAACUUUAGUACCGAAUUCUUGUUGUAUUCCAAUGCAGAUGGACGCUUGGGCACCUUCCAGGGCGACUACUUCGAAGAUCAGCUCUUUUUCUGCCAGCGUCCAGGCUUUGGCCGUGAAAGCCUGGACGGCACGGUGACGCCUAUGGAGGUGGAGGGGCUCUACGGGCUGGAAGAUGCUGGCUUCCUGUGGGAAGGGCAACAGCCUGUCUACACGGAUGCCUUCCAAGUGCGACACUAUGUGCGUGACGCCUCUCGCAAUCUCCAGGGCAUCGGAGAGGUCUGGAGAUCCCUGGCGCCGCUCUCUUGGGGCUCCGGCGUGGAUCGGCAGUUGGCUGAGAUGCCGCGGCCGCACCACUGGGCCAUUGAGCACAUCCCCUUCCUGAAACAUUUGGCGCAGCAGGGUCUCAUCUCAGAGUCCCAUGGACGGAACGCGGUGCAUGCCUCGCGACCCAUUGGCCACGUGCGCUUUCGCCACAACGGGCUGCAGCCCUUUGGAGCCAUCAGCUUUGCGCUGGCGGCGGUGUCGGAUGGCCAGCAAGUUCCCUUGCAACGCACUUGGAAACGUGCUUGGCAUGGCUCCACUCUCCAUCGCAUCGAGCAGAUCGCGCGCGAGGGGCUGAAGGUGGGCAAGAAGGGGAUCUAUUUGUCUCCAUCUUUCCAAUACACCUUCUGCCUCUACAGUCUCCCUGACUUGCGCGUGGGCAACGAUCGCUUUCGCCUGGUGCUGGAGGUGCGCGUGCGGCCCGGAGCCUUCAAGGAGCAUGGUGACCACUACAAGUUCUGCGAACUUCAACAUGUGGAGCCAUGUAUUCCCCUGGAUUGUCUUGAAUGGGAGGUUGGCAAGGACGCGGCGGCCGUCCAAGUGGUGGCUCUCACGCUGAAGCAGCUGCAGCCCACGGAGCCCUCGCUGCGGCACGACACCAACAUCCGCCACGGCUGUCGCGCGCUGAUCGCGGACGCCGGGGAAAAGCAGCGCUCGCGGCGAGGGCCAGGGAGGGGGAUGAAAGGCUACCCUCUGGUAAACUAA
Cladocopium goreaui is the source of this 1539-nucleotide messenger RNA. The record is from the annotation of a GenBank genome assembly. Lineage: Eukaryota; Dinophyceae; Suessiales; Symbiodiniaceae.